AUGGGAAGCUCAAAUUCUAGAUCAUUUGGUGGAUUUCGAAUAUGUAAUAUAAAUAAAGUUGGAAUAGGUCAGAUAAUUGGAUUGGAAUUAUAUUUCGAUUAUAUUGUUGGAAUUAAUAGAAUUCCUUUAAUAGAUUAUUCUGAUGCCUCACAUGAUUACUUUAUUAGGAGACUGCAUGCUUUAGGUAAAGUUCCUAUUGAAUUAAAUGUAUAUAAUGUGUUAUCUGCCCAGGUACGUACAAUUUUAAUUAGUCCUAAUAAUGGGAAUUGUGAAGAUGAUAAACUAGAUACUGUAGAAGUGCCGCCUACUACUCUGGCGCCACUUAUUGAAAAUACAUGCAUGCAUGUUAAAAAGUUUGAAUUUCUACAAGAUACAAAGGAUAAAACAAAUAGUUUAGGGAUUAGUGUUCAUUGGGAAGAGGUGAUAUGUAGAGGGAUUCGUGUAUUAGAUGUUCAUGAAUCAUCUCCCGCUAGUAUAUCAGGUUUACAACCUAACUGUGACUAUAUUGUUGGCAGUUCAGAUAUACGCCGUCCUUUUUAUUCUAUUGAUGACUUUUUAGCGUUUAUUAAGUCAAAUAUUCAUUCUGAGGUGCAUUUGCAUGUAUAUAAUUCAGAUAUUGAGAAAAUAAGGGAUAUAAAGGUAUGCCCUAAUUCUGACUGGGGUGGUAUUGGUGUCUUAGGAUGUAGUGUAGUGUCUGGAUUUCUCUGUAAUAUCCCUUUAAGGAAAAUGGAAAUAUCAAAUAAAGUGGAUUUGAAAAUAUUAAGAAGUGAAGUUGAGUAUAUUGAAGCUUAUGAGAUUGAAGGUGGUUUUGGAUAUCGUAUAGCUGAGGAUAUCUAUAAUAAUAAUAAUAAUAACCUAGGAGUAUUUGAGGAGAAAUCAUUAGAUGAACUUAAAGAAAAAGAAAUUUCAUUAAGUAAUAUAAAGUCUAAACGUGAAGUAAUUGAAGAUAUUAUAUUAGAGGAACAUACUAGUGGAGAGUGUAUAAAUAGUUUUGAGACAGAUAAUGAUGUAAACAUUCAAUCAGAUAAUACAAUACACCUUUUAGAAAAAAAUACUGAUCCCAGAAAUGAGGAUAUAUAUAGGAAAUUUAAUCGAGAUAUUAUAAUAGGAGUUGAUGAAGAUGGUGCUGAUAGUAAUUAUAAAAAAAGUAAUUCUGCAGAAUUUGAAAGUACAUUUUUAUCUCAAGAUUUAGUAUCUAAACAAUUGCCAGAUAUCCUACAUAAUUGUGAAGUUAUACCAUCUAAUACAGUUAGCAUAGAAGAAAAUUCUAUAUCUCGAGAAUUAGAGUCAAGCCAGAUAACCAGAAUUGAAUCUAUUGAAUUAGAAGAUGGAAAGAAUGAAGAUUCAUUUAAUGAAGCUCAAACAUUAUAUACUCAGAAAACUUACAAUAAUUUAUCUGGAUAUUCAAAUAUUAAACAGGAUAAAUUUAUAAAUGAUCUCAAUUCAAAUGAAGCUAUAAAAGAUAUUAGUAAAGAUUUUAAUAAUAAUUUUUUUAUAAAUUCAAAUAUUUCUAAUAAAUUAGAUAUGAUAACAAAUUCUCUUAAUCCUAAAUUUCUAGAAGACAUAUCAGCUAAUACUGAUAUUGAAAAUAAUCAUAUAGAAGAACAAGACACCUCUAAAACGUGCAUGAAGGUAGAUAUAAGCCCUGAUAAUAAGUCAUUUGAGCAAAGUCCAAUAAAGGGUGCAGUUGAGAAAUCAUUAAUUGAGGAUAUCAAUUGUAACAUUAAAGAUAUACCCACUAUAAAUGAUGCGGUUGAAAUAGUUACAGAUAGAGUUUAUCAAGAGACUCCUGCUUCUACAAAUCUAAAGAAUGAAUCUAUAUAUUUAUGUAAUAAUCAAGAAACUGAAGAAUUGUCUCAAAAAAAUAUAAAUGAGCAUGACUCUCUUGAUAAAUCUAGUAGUUCACAGGAAGACAUGAAACCAAAGAGAACCGCACUCCAGAUAAUUGAGAAGUAUCCACCACAACUUUCCUAUAUACCCCCAGGAUAUAUUAAAAAAAAUCAAAUUUAG
This is a messenger RNA of Cryptosporidium muris RN66, 2010 nucleotides long. RefSeq lists its product as uncharacterized. The transcript has a single exon. The record is from RefSeq and is a predicted model, not a curated record. Gene Ontology annotation, cellular component: Golgi apparatus. Gene Ontology annotation, molecular function: protein binding. Gene Ontology annotation, biological process: Golgi organization. Lineage: Eukaryota; Apicomplexa; Conoidasida; Eucoccidiorida; Cryptosporidiidae. Bases 1 to 2010 code for a protein of 669 amino acids.